Molecule: messenger RNA, 552 nt
Organism: Fomitopsis serialis
Lineage: Eukaryota; Fungi; Basidiomycota; Agaricomycetes; Polyporales; Fomitopsidaceae
Exons: 4
Coding region: 1-552 (183 amino acids)
Source: RefSeq, a predicted model, not a curated record
AUGGCGCGAUUGCGGGUAAGGGUGACUGGCAGAAGGCAGUCGCAGACUCAAACGGAGACUGCAUGUUACCCGCGUUCGCGCCAUGACGCGAACGCGGGUAAGAGUACCUCGCAUCCGCAGUCGCGCCAUGGCGCGAACGCGGGUAACAUGCACGCUGAGAUUCAUGCUACGAGGAUUCUCGUGGCCUUGGACGAGUGGAUGAACGACAACAACACGGUGGAAUUCCAGAAGAAGGUGUACGCCCCAGCGUACGAUCGCCUGCUGUCUGGCGUGGAGAUGAUCCGUCGGUUGGCCAAUCCGAACAACAAGGACUAUGACGAGGGCUGGGAAAACCUCUCGGAGUCCCUGAACGCCAGUCUGUCCAAGAACAUCAGGGUGUUCGCUGGGCUUCGGGUGGAUUCGCAGAGUGGGCAAGGCGAGGAGAAGUCCAAUGCGGACCUAGACCCUCUCAUCAACGCUGGGAAGGUGAAGGCUAGGUGGCGGUCGAGGGGUGGUGCUCCCGACAACGCUCAGGCUGGGCCGUCCAAUGCUGCGUCCAAGGAUAAGGCCUAG